Triticum turgidum subsp. durum (durum wheat) is the source of this 1725-nucleotide messenger RNA. The record is from the annotation of a GenBank genome assembly. Lineage: Eukaryota; Viridiplantae; Streptophyta; Magnoliopsida; Poales; Poaceae.
AUGUCACUCCGACUUCCACUUCCGCAAGGGCUCUCCUUUUUCAAAAGUGCUGGGUGGUUUGAAGACAGUAAGGUUGAUUCAGCUGCCAAGCAGCACUUGUCUCCAAAAUUUAAGCUCCAGACAGACAAGGAAGUGUAUAGACCUGGUGAUUCAGUUACCGCGACUAUCCAAAUCUGUAGUCCCGCUAGUUUAAAGGAUGAAGCGGAGGCAGCGUCAGGUGGAGUCAUAUCUCUCUUGGUAGAUGGGCUAUCUUUCGAACUUAAAGGAAUUGAGAAGUUGGAUAGCCAAUGGUUCUCUGUUCCAAAGCCCAUACCAGGGUCUAAGCAAAGGAGAGGUGAAUAUUUGUUUUUGGAUUGUUCGGCACCCUCAUUAGUCUCCAAAGUAAUAAUUGCUUCGGGGCAAACAAAAACAUAUAUUGUACGUCUAGAGCUCCCAAGGAUUUUACCACCAUCAUAUAGGGGCAUCAGUAUUCGCUAUAUUUAUUAUGUUAGAAGUACAUUGUUUGGGAGAUUGAUUGACUUGGGUAAUGAGGAUGAAACUAAAGGCAAUGUAAAUAGUGCGGUUCAGCUGGAAACCCGAGUCCCAUUGCAGAUAUGUGUUUCCCAGAAAAGCAGCACCUUACUAAAUGAAGAAGGUCACAUCUCGUGCUGUGAUUGUUAUAUGGAUCUUUUCAAAGUUUUCAUAACCUUCACAUCUUUGUGCGGGAGUUUUCCACUCUCGGUUGAGCAACUGAGUAUAUUUUGGAGGGAAAAAGAUGAUGAGUCAGAAUGGAUCAAAGCAAAUGAUAAUACUGAUCUAGAAGAAGGAUAUGAUAGUUCGAAAGAUGAAGUUUCAUCGGUUUCCUCAUACAACCCUUCCAAAUCAAAUACGGACUUUCCCAUCAGGACCUCAACAUCGACGCUCUCCUUAUCAUCACGUCUCUCCAUGAAUGAAGCAUUGUAUUCUCAGGGAGAGCGCCCCACUUUCCCGUCAUAUAAUGCAAUUCCUCGAUUCUCAGUGUCCGAGAUUUCUGAUGACCAUGGUGGAGGACCGGUAUCACCUCUAAGGAAGCUAGAUCAUUUGCAUUUGGAUCGUCAUCCAUCAAAUGGCGAAAGAUUUUCUCUAGAUUCUGACCGCCCAAAAGAUGACGUUGGACUCCCUCUCACGCCAAAACAUGUUGAACCAUCUGGAUCAGAAGGCUUUAUGAGAGGAAGAUCAUAUAAUAUACGAAUAGAUGAUCAAGUCUUGCUUCGUUUCUCACCAAAGAAUUCUGACUCAACUUAUUACUUUGGUGAUAUGAUUGGUGGAGCACUCACUUUUUUUCAUGGAACUGGAACACGGAGAUGUCUAGAGGUAUCUAUAACCUUGGAAACAUCAGAAACAAUUAAUCCUCGUGUAAUACACCCUUCACGAAGGGUCUCACCGACAAUAACCAAGGUACACAGCGAACAUCAUGAAGUUGUUGCAGAUCUUCACCAGACAAGUUUUCUCUUUUCAAUUCCUAUCGAUGGACCAAUGUCAUUUGCUACCUCAAAGGUUUCUGUACAGUGGUCCCUUAGAUUUGAGUUCUUCACAACUCCGGCAGGAAUGGACUCAUCACGGUAUGAGCACCCACUUCUUGUUGAGAAAAGAGAGAAGGGGGACUGGAUCCUCCCAAUAACAGUUUAUGCACCGCCAAUGCGUAGACGAGCUACUCAUGGAAGAAACGAUAGAUCUGCAUUGGUUGGAAAUCUUCUCAGCUCUUGA